This is a messenger RNA of Nannospalax galili (Upper Galilee mountains blind mole rat), 9937 nucleotides long. It is a transcript of the gene Fbn1, whose product is annotated as fibrillin 1. Gene Ontology annotation, molecular function: calcium ion binding. NCBI's taxonomy places the organism in Eukaryota, Metazoa, Chordata, Mammalia, Rodentia, Spalacidae. Bases 317 to 8938 code for a protein of 2873 amino acids. The record is from RefSeq and is a predicted model, not a curated record. The transcript has 66 exons.
AGGAGGGGGCCGCGGGGCCGGGGCUGAGACUGUGGGUGCCGCAGGCGGACAGGCGGCCACAGCUGGGACAGCUGCGGGCGGAGCGCAGGCUAGCGGAGUGGAGCAGGCUGCUGGGACCAGACUAGGACCAGUCAUCGCCGGCCGGAGCCUGAGCCGCUGCUUCUCUACUGGCUAGGGACGCCCCAAGUGGGAGCCGCAGCUGGAGGAGGCGGGAGGAGCCCGGCCCGGGAACCGGCGACGCGAGAGCGGGACCCCGCGGUGCGGGGCGCUGUGGGGCGCAGCGGCGGCCGCAGAGCGAGUGAGAGGCGGCGGCACCAUGCGGCGAGACGGGCUGCUGGAGGUCGCGCUGGGGUUCAGCAUGCUCCUAGCAUCCUACACGAGCCACGGGGCGGAUGCCAAUCUGGAGGCUGGGAAUGUGAAGGAAACCAGAGCCAACCGGGCCAAGAGAAGAGGCGGCGGAGGACACGAUGCGCUUAAAGGACCCAAUGUCUGUGGAUCACGUUAUAAUGCUUACUGUUGUCCUGGAUGGAAAACUCUGCCUGGUGGAAAUCAGUGUAUUGUUCCCAUUUGCCGACAUUCCUGCGGAGAUGGAUUUUGUUCGAGGCCAAAUAUGUGCACUUGCCCGUCUGGCCAGAUAGCUCCUUCCUGUGGCUCCAGAUCCAUACAACACUGUAAUAUUCGCUGCAUGAAUGGAGGCAGCUGCAGUGACGACCACUGUUUGUGCCAGAAAGGGUACAUAGGAACUCACUGUGGACAACCUGUCUGUGAAAGUGGCUGUCUCAAUGGAGGGAGGUGUGUGGCCCCAAAUCGGUGUGCUUGCACAUACGGCUUUACUGGACCCCAGUGUGAAAGAGAUUACAGAACAGGCCCGUGUUUUACUGUGGUCAGCAACCAGAUGUGCCAGGGACAGCUCAGUGGGAUUGUCUGCACCAAAACGCUCUGCUGUGCCACAGUGGGCCGAGCCUGGGGCCACCCCUGUGAGAUGUGUCCUGCCCAGCCUCACCCCUGCCGCCGUGGCUUCAUUCCCAACAUCCGCACCGGAGCGUGUCAAGAUGUGGAUGAAUGCCAGGCUAUCCCUGGGCUCUGUCAAGGAGGGAAUUGCAUUAAUACUGUUGGAUCUUUUGAGUGCAAAUGCCCCGCUGGACACAAAUUUAAUGAAGUGUCACAAAAAUGUGAAGAUAUUGAUGAAUGCAGCACCAUUCCAGGAAUCUGCGAUGGGGGCGAAUGUACAAACACGGUCAGCAGUUAUUUCUGCAAAUGUCCUCCUGGGUUUUACACAUCUCCUGAUGGCACCAGAUGUGUUGAUGUCCGCCCUGGAUACUGCUACACGGCUCUGACAAACGGGCACUGCUCUAACCAGCUGCCACAAUCCAUAACCAAAAUGCAGUGCUGCUGUGAUGUCGGCCGGUGCUGGUCUCCAGGAGUCGCUGUCGCUCCUGAGAUGUGUCCCAUCAGAGCAACGGAGGAUUUCAACAAGCUGUGCUCUGUCCCUAUGGUAAUUCCUGGGAGGCCAGAAUAUCCUCCUCCACCCGUUGGCCCCAUUCCUCCAGUUCAAUCUGUGCUUCCUGGCUUUCCUCCUGGCCCUGCAGUUCCACUCCCUCGGCCACCCCCAGAAUAUCCGUAUCCAUCUCCAUCGCGGGAGCCACCACGGGUGCUACCUUUCAAUGUCACUGACUACUGUCAGUUGGUUCGCUAUCUCUGUCAAAAUGGGCGCUGCAUUCCGACUCCUGGCAGCUACCGGUGUGAGUGCAACAAGGGAUUCCAGCUGGAUCUCCGUGGGGAGUGCAUUGAUGUUGAUGAAUGUGAGAAAAACCCGUGUACUGGGGGAGAAUGUAUUAAUACCCAGGGCUCAUAUACUUGCCACUGCCGAGCCGGCUACCAGAGCACACUCACCAGGACUGAGUGUCGAGACAUUGAUGAGUGUUUACAGAAUGGCCGGAUCUGCAACAACGGACGCUGCAUCAACACAGACGGCAGUUUCCACUGUGUGUGUAACGCGGGCUUUCAUGUCACACGGGAUGGAAAGAACUGUGAAGAUAUGGACGAAUGCAGCAUAAGGAACAUGUGUCUCAAUGGGAUGUGCAUCAACGAAGACGGCAGUUUUAAGUGUAUUUGCAAGCCUGGAUUCCAGUUGGCAUCAGAUGGGCGUUACUGCAAAGAUAUUAAUGAAUGUGAAACUCCCGGGAUCUGCAUGAAUGGGCGCUGUGUGAACACCGACGGCUCCUACCGAUGCGAAUGCUUCCCUGGACUGGCCGUGGGCCUGGAUGGACGUGUGUGUGUUGAUACACACAUGCGAAGCACAUGCUACGGGGGAUACAAGAGAGGCCAGUGUGUAAAACCCUUAUUCGGUGCUGUUACCAAGUCUGAAUGCUGCUGUGCUAGCACUGAGUACGCGUUUGGGGAGCCCUGCCAGCCAUGUCCUGCCCAGAACUCAGCGGAAUAUCAGGCGCUCUGUAGCAGUGGGCCAGGAAUGACGUCAGCGGGCACUGAUAUAAACGAAUGUGCAUUGGAUCCUGAUAUUUGCCCAAAUGGAAUUUGUGAAAACCUCCGUGGGACCUACAAAUGUAUAUGCAAUUCAGGGUAUGAAGUGGACAUAACUGGGAAAAACUGUGCUGAUAUUAAUGAAUGCGUGCUGAACAGUCUACUUUGUGACAACGGACAAUGUAGAAACACUCCUGGAAGUUUUGUCUGUACCUGCCCCAAGGGAUUUGUAUACAAACCAGACCUAAAAACCUGUGAAGACAUUGAUGAAUGUGAAUCAAGUCCUUGCAUUAAUGGAGUCUGCAAGAACAGCCCUGGCUCUUUCAUUUGUGAAUGUUCUCCUGAAAGUACAUUGGAUCCGACAAAAACCAUCUGCAUAGAAACCAUCAAGGGCACUUGCUGGCAGACCGUCAUCGAUGGGAGGUGUGAAAUCAACAUCAAUGGAGCCACCUUGAAGUCCCAGUGCUGCUCAUCCCUGGGUGCUGCUUGGGGGAGCCCGUGUACCAUAUGUCAAGUUGAUCCCAUAUGUGGUAAAGGGUAUUCAAGAAUUAAAGGAACACAGUGUGAAGAUAUAAAUGAAUGUGAAGUGUUCCCCGGAGUGUGCAGAAACGGCCUGUGUGUCAACUCCAGGGGCUCAUUCAAGUGCGAGUGUCCCAGUGGAAUGACUUUGGAUGUCACAGGAAGAAUCUGCCUUGACAUCCGUCUGGAAACCUGCUUCCUGAGGUACGAUGAUGAGGAGUGCACCCUGCCCAUCGCCGGCCGACACCGUAUGGAUGCCUGCUGCUGCUCUGUCGGGGCAGCCUGGGGAACAGAGGAGUGCGAGGAGUGCCCAGUGAGAAACACCCCAGAGUAUGAGGAGCUCUGUCCCCGAGGACCUGGGUUUGCCACAAAAGAUAUUACAAAUGGAAAGCCUUUCUUCAAAGAUAUCAACGAGUGCAAGAUGAUACCCAGUCUCUGCACCCAUGGCAAGUGUAGAAACACCAUCGGCAGCUUUAAGUGCAGGUGUGACAGUGGCUUUGCUCUUGAUUCUGAAGAGAGGAACUGCACAGACAUAGACGAGUGCCGCAUAUCUCCUGACCUCUGUGGCCGAGGCCAGUGUGUGAACACCCCAGGGGACUUUGAAUGCAAGUGUGACGAAGGCUAUGAAAGUGGAUUCAUGAUGAUGAAGAACUGCAUGGAUAUUGAUGAAUGUCAGAGAGAUCCUCUCCUGUGCCGAGGAGGCAUCUGCCACAACACAGAGGGAAGUUACCGCUGUGAAUGCCCACCUGGUCACCAACUGUCCCCAAACAUCUCCGCAUGCAUUGACAUCAAUGAGUGUGAACUGAGCGCGAACCUCUGCCCCAAUGGCCGUUGUGUGAACCUCAUAGGGAAGUAUCAGUGUGCCUGCAACCCUGGCUAUCACUCAACUCCUGAUAGGCUCUUCUGUGUGGACAUUGAUGAAUGCAGCAUAAUGAACGGUGGUUGUGAAACCUUCUGCACAAACUCUGAAGGCAGCUACGAGUGCAGCUGUCAACCAGGAUUCGCACUAAUGCCAGACCAGAGAUCAUGCACAGACAUCGAUGAGUGUGAAGAUAACCCCAAUAUCUGUGAUGGCGGUCAGUGCACAAACAUACCCGGAGAGUACCGCUGCUUAUGUUAUGAUGGGUUCAUGGCCUCUGAAGACAUGAAGACUUGUGUCGAUGUCAAUGAGUGUGACCUAAAUCCCAAUAUCUGCCUCAGCGGGACCUGUGAGAACACUAAAGGUUCAUUUAUCUGCCACUGUGACAUGGGCUAUUCAGGCAAAAAAGGAAAAACUGGCUGUACAGAUAUCAAUGAAUGUGAAAUCGGAGCACACAACUGUGGCAGGCAUGCUGUCUGUACCAACACAGCAGGAAGCUUCAAAUGUAGCUGUAGUCCUGGGUGGAUUGGAGACGGCAUUAAGUGCACAGAUUUGGAUGAAUGCUCCAAUGGAACACACAUGUGCAGCCAACAUGCAGACUGCAAGAACACCAUGGGGUCCUACCGCUGCCUCUGUAAGGAAGGCUACACGGGAGAUGGCUUCACAUGUACAGACUUGGAUGAGUGCUCUGAGAACCUGAACCUCUGUGGCAAUGGCCAGUGCCUCAACGCCCCCGGAGGGUACCGCUGUGAAUGCGACAUGGGCUUUGUGCCCAGUGCUGAUGGGAAGGCCUGUGAAGAUAUCGAUGAAUGCUCCCUUCCAAACAUCUGUGUCUUUGGAACUUGCCAUAAUCUCCCCGGCCUCUUCCGUUGUGAGUGUGAGAUCGGCUAUGAACUGGACCGAAGCGGUGGGAACUGCACAGAUGUUAAUGAGUGUCUGGAUCCAACCACAUGUAUCAGUGGGAACUGUGUCAACACUCCAGGCAGCUACACCUGUGACUGUCCACCCGAUUUUGAGCUGAAUCCAACUCGAGUUGGCUGUGUUGAUACCCGCUCUGGAAACUGCUAUCUGGAUGUCCGACCCCGAGGAGACAAUGGAGACACAGCCUGUAGCAACGAAAUUGGAGUUGGUGUUUCAAAGGCUUCCUGCUGUUGUUCUCUGGGUAAAGCCUGGGGAACCCCAUGUGAGCUGUGCCCUGCUGUGAACACGUCUGAGUAUAAAAUUCUUUGCCCUGGAGGAGAAGGCUUUCGUCCAAAUCCCAUCACUGUUAUAUUGGAAGAUAUCGAUGAGUGCCAGGAGCUGCCAGGGCUGUGCCAAGGAGGGAGAUGUAUCAACACCUUCGGCAGCUUCCAGUGCCGCUGUCCAACUGGUUACUACCUGAACGAGGACACCCGAGUGUGUGAUGAUGUGAAUGAAUGUGAGACUCCUGGAAUCUGUGGUCCAGGGACAUGUUACAACACGGUUGGCAACUAUACCUGCAUUUGUCCUCCAGACUACAUGCAGGUGAACGGGGGAAAUAAUUGCAUGGACAUGAGAAGAAGUCUCUGUUAUAGGAACUAUUAUGCUGACAACCAGACCUGUGAUGGAGAACUCUUAUUCAACAUGACCAAGAAGAUGUGCUGUUGCUCCUAUAACAUUGGCAGAGCCUGGAAUAAGCCCUGUGAACAGUGUCCUAUCCCAAGCACAGAUGAAUUUGCUACCCUCUGUGGAAGUCAAAGGCCAGGCUUUGUCAUCGACAUUUAUACUGGCUUACCUGUUGAUAUUGAUGAAUGCCGGGAGAUCCCAGGGGUCUGUGAAAAUGGAGUGUGUAUCAACAUGGUUGGCAGCUUUAGAUGUGAAUGUCCAGUGGGAUUCUUCUAUAAUGACAAGUUACUGGUUUGUGAAGAUAUUGAUGAAUGUCAGAACGGCCCCGUGUGCCAGCGCAACGCUGAAUGCAUCAACACUGCAGGCAGCUACCGCUGCGACUGCAAGCCGGGCUACCGCCUCACCUCCACCGGUCAAUGUAAUGAUCGAAACGAAUGCCAAGAGAUCCCCAAUAUAUGCAGCCACGGGCAGUGCAUCGACACGGUGGGAAGCUUCUACUGCUUGUGCCACACUGGCUUCAAGACAAACGCUGAUCAGACCAUGUGCCUGGACAUAAAUGAGUGUGAGAGAGAUGCCUGUGGGAACGGGACUUGCCGAAACACCAUUGGUUCCUUCAAUUGCCGCUGCAAUCACGGCUUCAUCCUUUCCCACAACAACGACUGCAUAGAUGUUGAUGAAUGUGCAACUGGAAACGGAAACCUUUGCAGAAAUGGCCAGUGUAUCAAUACAGUGGGCUCCUUCCGGUGCCAGUGCAAUGAGGGCUACGAGGUGGCCCCGGACGGCAGGACCUGCGUGGAUAUCAACGAAUGUCUUUUAGAACCAGGAAAGUGUGCACCUGGAACCUGUCAGAACCUGGACGGAUCCUACAGAUGCAUUUGCCCGCCUGGGUACAGUCUACAGAACAACAAGUGUGAAGAUAUUGAUGAAUGUGUUGAAGAGCCAGAAAUCUGUGCCUUGGGGACAUGCAGCAACACUGAGGGCAGCUUCAAAUGCCUGUGUCCGGAAGGGUUCUCCUUGUCCUCCACUGGAAGACGGUGCCAAGAUUUGCGAAUGAGCUACUGUUACGCCAAGUUUGAAGGAGGAAAGUGCUCAUCACCCAAAUCCAGAAACCACUCCAAGCAGGAGUGCUGCUGUGCCUUGAAGGGAGAAGGCUGGGGAGAUCCCUGUGAGCUGUGCCCCACUGAGCCAGACGAGGCUUUCCGCCAGAUCUGCCCCUAUGGAAGCGGGAUCAUCGUGGGGCCCGAUGACUCAGCCGUUGAUAUGGAUGAAUGCAAAGAACCGGAUGUUUGCAAACACGGACAGUGCAUCAACACAGAUGGCUCCUACCGCUGCGAGUGCCCCUUUGGUUACAUUCUAGAAGGGAAUGAAUGUGUGGAUACUGAUGAAUGUUCUGUGGGCAAUCCUUGUGGAAAUGGAACCUGCAAGAAUGUGAUUGGAGGUUUUGAAUGUACCUGUGAGGAGGGAUUUGAGCCUGGUCCAAUGAUGACAUGUGAAGAUAUAAAUGAAUGUGCCCAGAAUCCUCUGCUCUGUGCCUUCCGAUGUGUAAACACUUAUGGGUCCUAUGAAUGUAAAUGUCCUGCUGGAUACGUUCUUCGAGAAGACAGGAGGAUGUGCAAAGAUGAGGAUGAGUGUGAGGAGGGAAAACAUGACUGUACUGAAAAGCAAAUGGAAUGCAAGAACCUCAUCGGCACCUACAUGUGCAUCUGUGGACCUGGGUUCCAGCGCAGACCUGAUGGAGAGGGCUGUGUAGAUGAGAACGAAUGUCAGACCAAGCCUGGGAUCUGUGAGAAUGGGCGUUGCCUCAACACUCGAGGGAGCUACGCCUGCGAGUGCAACGAUGGGUUCACAGCUAGCCCCGCGCAGGACGAGUGCCUGGACAACCGGGAAGGGUACUGCUUCACAGAGGUGCUGCAAAACAUGUGUCAGAUUGGCUCGAGCAACAGGAAUCCUGUCACCAAGUCUGAGUGCUGCUGUGAUGGUGGAAGAGGCUGGGGGCCACACUGUGAGAUCUGCCCUUUCGAGGGCACUGUGGCUUACAAGAAACUCUGUCCCCAUGGCCGAGGAUUCAUGACCAACGGAGCAGAUAUCGAUGAAUGCAAGGUUAUUCACGAUGUUUGCCGAAAUGGGGAAUGCGUCAAUGACAGAGGAUCAUAUCACUGCAUUUGUAAAACUGGCUACACUCCGGACAUAACCGGAGCUGCCUGUGUAGAUCUGAAUGAGUGCAACCAGGCUCCCAAACCCUGCAACUUUAUAUGCAAAAACACGGAAGGGAGUUACCAAUGUUCCUGCCCAAAAGGCUACAUUCUGCAAGAGGAUGGGAGGAGCUGCAAAGAUCUUGAUGAGUGUGCAACUAAGCAGCAUAACUGCCAGUUCCUGUGUGUUAAUACCAUUGGUGGCUUCACAUGUAAAUGUCCUCCUGGGUUUACUCAACAUCACACUGCCUGCAUUGAUAACAAUGAAUGUACAUCUGACAUCAACCUGUGUGGGUCCAAGGGUGUUUGCCAGAACACUCCUGGAAGCUUCACCUGUGAAUGCCAGCGCGGAUUCUCACUUGAUCAGAGUGGUGCCAGCUGUGAGGAUGUGGACGAGUGUGAGGGCAACCACCGCUGCCAGCACGGCUGCCAGAACAUCAUCGGUGGCUACAGGUGCAGCUGCCCUCAGGGCUACCUCCAGCACUACCAGUGGAAUCAGUGUGUGGAUGAAAACGAAUGCCUGAGCGCUCACAUCUGUGGAGGUGCCUCCUGCCACAACACUUUGGGGAGCUACAAGUGCAUGUGUCCUGCUGGCUUCCAGUAUGAACAGUUCAGUGGAGGAUGUCAGGACAUCAACGAGUGUGGCUCUUCACAGGCCCCCUGCAGCUACGGCUGCUCCAACACUGAGGGUGGCUACCUGUGCGGCUGUCCACCCGGUUACUUCCGAAUAGGCCAAGGGCACUGUGUUUCUGGAAUGGGCAUGGGCCGAGGAGGCCCCGAGCCACCAGCUAGUGGUGAGAUGGAUGACAACUCACUGUCCCCAGAGGCUUGCUAUGAGUGUAAGAUCAAUGGCUACCCUAAACGAGGCAGGAAACGGAGAAGCACAAAUGAAACAGAUGCCUCUGACAUCCAGGGUGGGUCUGGGACAGAAGCCAACGUGAGCCUCGCAAGCUGGGAUAUUGAGAAACCAGCCACCUUCGCUUUCAAUAUUUCCCACGUCAGUAACAAGGUCCGAAUCCUAGAGCUGCUGCCAGCCCUUACGACACUGACGAAUCACAACAGAUACUUGAUUGAAUCUGGAAACGAAGAUGGCUUCUUUAAAAUCAACCAAAAAGAAGGGAUCAGCUACCUCCACUUCACGAAGAAGAAGCCAGUGGCUGGAACCUACUCAUUACAAAUCAGUAGUACUCCACUUUAUAAAGAGAAAGAGCUGAACCAGCUCGAAGACAAAUACGACAAAGACUACCUCAGUGGUGAACUGGGUGACAAUCUGAAGAUGAAAAUUCAGAUUUUGCUUCAUUAAUUCACCAUCCAGAGACCAAAUAAUUAAAAGAAAAACAACUUUAGGUAGGUAGAAUUAUAUUUUCCCCAAAUCAGAAUCUUCACUACAUAGGUACAAUCAUUCACCAGGUAAAUUUCUGUAAACAAGCACUAUUCUCGUAUGACAAAGGCAAGGUACAAUGAUUACCCUAGUUCAAACAACCCCUUUCUCAGGCUUCUCAUGAGUAGCUAAGCUACCUUGUCAUACAUGUUGAUUCUUGAAAACUGGGAUGUGUACAUCCGCUGGGGUUGGCCGUUCUUGCGACGUGCUGGCCUUCCGGAAGAUGCACAGCAACCUGCUUCCAUCUGAGGGACUGUUCUAUUUGUUUCCAAAUUUUGAAACUUUGCUUCUCCAAGUGCAGUACUAGGCUGGCCAUUUAUGAUAUCUAUUUGGUGCUAGUAAAUUUUCAAACUAGAUUUAUAAAUGCACUGUAAUAUGUACACAAUUUAGAAACCAAAUUGCAAAUACUCAGUUCAGAUACUUCAUUCCAGUCAACCCAAGUUAGUUCGGUAGUUUAUCUCAGUUAUGAGUAUAAUACAGUACAUGUAAAUUAAGUGUGUGUAUACUGUAAUCGUGCUAUUUUUAUCAUUGAAACAUUUAUCAACGAGAAUAAUAAAGCCCUUAAUGUGAGGGUUUGUAAUGGUGCUUAUUAAGACCAAAGACUUGUUAAAUGUCUACACCAAGUGCUAAUGGAAUUUCUGUGACUGGCCCAUGUGUACAUUGAGGUUGGGGAGGACCAGGAAACAGCCUCAGCCGCCAGAGGAUCACCAGUGCAUCUAGCAUCACACAGCAAGUGCAAUAUGCCAAAAUUACUCUUGGCCAUUCCUCUCAACAAGGGGUCAAUGUCAUAAUGUCACAAUAAAAUAACCCUCCCCUCCCCCCUUUUUAAAAAAGUCUACUCCUUGGCCUUGUUAUCGUGUGGAUUCAAGGCUGGAGGGGCCUUUCCGGAGGUGAAAUAAAGUCUCCUGGGUUUAAAGCGUU